Molecule: messenger RNA, 942 nt
Organism: Trifolium pratense (red clover)
Lineage: Eukaryota; Viridiplantae; Streptophyta; Magnoliopsida; Fabales; Fabaceae
Product: HVA22-like protein k
Exons: 8
Coding region: 101-691 (196 amino acids)
Source: RefSeq, a predicted model, not a curated record
GAUUGAAAGGACUAUUCAUUAGUAUCCUUGUUUUAAUAUGAUUAUAUGAUGAUUAUAUUGGAAACGAAAACAAUGUUGCUCUGCGCUUCGAGAUUGUAGAAUGGCUCUCCUCGGAUCAAACAUAGCAAGCGAGGUUGGACUCCGUUUACUCCUUUCUCCUCUUGGUUCCAACGUUGUUGUUCGAACCGCAUGCUGUUCUGUGGGAAUUGCUUUGCCGGUGUACUCUACGUUCAAGGCAAUUGAAAGUAAAAAUCAAGAUGAUCAACAAAGGUGUCUUGUCUACUGGGCUGCCUUUGGCUCAUUCAGCCUCGUUGAAGUAUUCACAGACAAGAUUAUUUCAUGGGUUCCCAUGUACUAUCACGUCAAGUUUGCAUUUCUUGUUUGGCUUCAACUUCCACCUACUAAUGGAGCAAAACAGAUAUACAGGAAUCACAUUCGGCCCUUCUUGUUAAAGCAUCAAGGAAGUGUUGAUCGCGUUUUAGGGCUUGCAUAUUGUGAAGUGAUCAAACUUGUCAGUUCAUAUCAAAAAGAGAUCAAGUCAGUCAAGACCAUCGUAGGAAAGAUAACCGAAUCAGCUGAUAAAAUGUUGAGAAGCCCCCCUACUGCAUCAGAUAGAUCAUCGCAACAUAGUUCAGUUGAUGAAUCUACGACGCCGCCAUCUGAUGCUGAGCCUGGCCAAAACGAUAGCUAAUCAACCAAAAGGGUUCGGUCUUCGGUGCAUUGAAACUCAUUAGUCGAUGUGCUGUCCCUAACAGUUCCUGUUAGACUUUAAAUAUUCUAUUAGUCUUCUUAAAUGUUGAAAUCCUUUUACUCUAGAAAAAAAACUUGAAGCUUUCUCUUGAUAGGAUAGUAGGUACAUUUUAUGAGGUUUGCUGCAUUUGCAAAGAUUGGAAGCUGUCUAUAUUUUUGUUGAUUCACUUUUAAUGAUUAGUUUAUAAUUUA